Molecule: messenger RNA, 2894 nt
Organism: Polyodon spathula (Mississippi paddlefish)
Lineage: Eukaryota; Metazoa; Chordata; Actinopteri; Acipenseriformes; Polyodontidae
Product: prominin-1-A-like
Exons: 20
Coding region: 1-2640 (879 amino acids)
Cellular component (GO): prominosome; cell surface; cilium
Molecular function (GO): cholesterol binding
Source: RefSeq, a predicted model, not a curated record
AUGUUCUACAAGCAAGGUAAUUUACUCUCCAUACAGCAGCCCCUGAGCACAGCCCAGGAAUACAAGCCCCUGAGUAUUCUGAGCACAGCCCAGGAAUACAAGCCCCUGAGUAUUCUGAGCACAGCCCAGGAAUACAAGCCCCUGAGUAUUCUGAGCACAGCCCAGGAAUACAAGCCCCUGAGUAUUCUGAGCACAGGACAGGAAUACAAGCCCCUGAGUAUUCUGAGCACAGGACAGGAAUACAAGCCCCUGAGUAUUCUGAGCACAGCCCAGGAAUACAAGCCCCUGAGUAUUCUGAGCACAGCCCAGGAAUACAAGCCCCUGAGUAUUCUGAGCACAGGACAGGAAUCCAAGCCCCUGAGUAUUCUGAGCACAGGACAGGAAUCCAAGCCCCUGAGAAUACAAGCCCCUGAGUAUUCUGAGCACAGCCCAGGAAUCCAAGCCCCUGAGUAUUCUGAGCACAGCCCAGGAAUACAAGCCCCUGAGUAUUCUGAGCACAGGACAGGAAUGCAAGCCCCUGAUAACGACACUGCAGUCCAAAACAGAUCAUUCCAGGUGCUGAAGUAUGAGGCUGGCUUUCUGGUCUGCGUUGCCAUCGGGAUCCUCUUCAUCCUGCUCAUGCCUCUGAUUGGCUUCUUCUUCUGCUGCUGCCGUUGCUGUGGCAACUGUGGUGGGAGGAUGUAUCAAAAACAGUCCAAGAAGACAAGCUGCAAGAGGAGAGGCCUGUAUUGGUCCCUGAUGCUGAUCACCAUUGUCAUACUAGCGGGGAAUAUCUGUAUGUUCAUUAGCAACGACAAGUUUACAAAAGCCAUCAACAACAGCCCUGAACUGCUUAACGACACACUGGACAACAUGAAGACUUUCCUGAGCGAGAUACCCCAGAUAUUGGCCCCUUGCUUGGGGGGGGAGAUCCUGCAGGCCCUGGGGGGCCCCGUGUACAGCUUGCUGGACUCACUCCUCCUCAUCAGUCAAGAGGUUACCUCCAUUGGAGAGGUGCUGAUGAACGUGAACUCCACAACAGAGUCCUUGAAGCAAAAACAGCAAGAGAUUGUGACAAACCUGACAGCCAUUUGGAAACGCAUAGAGCAAACACUGAAGAAUCCGGAUUGUACAGACUGUGAUCUAGUGGUGGGAAGUUUACACAAACCAGCUUUCCAUGUGGAUUUCAGUGGGAUGCCUGACUUGAGUGCCCCGAUGGAUGCCAUCAGCAAAGUGAAGGAUGCUAACCUGAGUGCCAUAGUAAAUGAGGCUAACAAGACCUUGAACGGCAUUCCCGAAAGAGUGAGCAAUGAGACUAGAGGGGUGGUGGCAGACAUGAAUAAACAACUCAUGGCUAUUGAGGAAGAAAUUGGGCAAAUUGCCCAAAACAUUCCUUUGGACCAACUCACGGAAGUGAAUAAGCAGCUGGACAGUGUAAUGGACGACCUGCACAUGUAUCUUCCAGAGGUUUCUCAGGCAGAUGAAUACAGAUGGAUUACAGGGCUCAUCCUGAGCUGCCUGGUCCUGCUGGUGGUUGUGUGUAACAGUCUGGGGCUCCUCUUGGGGCCCAUUGGGCUCAGACCCAGCACUGACCCCACCAAGCGAUCAUGCACUGCAGACUGCGGGUGCGUCUUCUUCAUGGCGGGGGUUGGCUUCAGCUUUCUUUACUCCUGGCUGCUCAUGCUGUUGGUUCUCCUGAUGUUCCUGCUGGGAGGGAAUGUCUACACGCUGGUCUGCAAGCCCUGGAGCAAUCAGCAGCUUUUAAAGUUCUUCAACACUCCAGAUGUGAUCCCGGGGUUCAACCUGUCUGACAUGCUCGGGGUGAACACCCAUUUGGAAAUCGCUCAGAUUUACAGUGACUGUAAGAACAAUGACCCUAUAUGGAGCACCCUGCAUCUGGAAGACUUGGUUAAUCUGGAUGAGCUUUUAAAUAUCAGUAAAUACACAGGAGACAUCCAAGCAGCCUUCAACAAGACCAGCAUCCAUCCUCCUGAGAUCAGCUUGCUGAACAGUGACUUGCUCAGCCUGCUGCAGGACUUCGCCUCCUCCGGAAUUCAUGGGAUCAACUUCACUGCCAUCGAGCAGCAGGCAAACCAGAAUUUGAGCAGUCCGGACAUAGACUCCUUUGCAGAUAGUUUGGAUAAACUUGCAAAGAAUCAGCAAAAUCAAGUUAUAAAGGGAGAACUCAUGGCAGAGGCAGCAGACCUGAGAAAUCUCAGCAGACGUAUUCCAGAGGAACUCCAGCCACAAGUGGAAACCCUGAAAAACAGUAUCAAACCUCUGAAGUUCUCCACUUCCCAGAUUCCAAUCACUAUAAAUAACACUCUUGUAAAGGUGGAGGAAGCACAGAAGGUCAUAAACAACACUUCAGAAAUUAUCAAAGAGGAAAGUCAAUCAUUCCUGAAUUGUCAGAUAGGAUAUCUUGAGACGUACGUUGGCUGGGCAAAUCAAACAAUCACACAGAAGGUCGCUCGCUGCAAGCCUGCUGCUAACGCCAUCGACGCCAUGGAGAUCAUCGCCUGUGUUUACAUCGUAGAUUCCCUGAACGCUUUCUGGUUCAGCAUGGGGUGGUGUCUGAUAUUCCUGCUUCCCAGCAUCAUCCUGUCUGUGAAACUGGCCAGAUUCUACAGGAGGAUGAAAUAUAUGGACGUGUAUGAGUGAGUGAGAGAUGCCUUCUCCCAGACCUCUCCUAUAAUGCAUAUGUGUGCGCAAGACAAAAAAUAAUAAUUGAGUUUUAGUGAUGCAAAAACUGUAAAUUUGUGAUUUAUCAAAUAUAGUAUGUAGCGGUUUUCUGAAAAAUCUAACGUUCCACGUCCUCGUGUGUUGCUCCAACUGUUUGAAUGACGUGCUUGUAAUUUUCCUUUUCAUUGUUAACACUUGCAACUUUAAAGUCUGUUUUGAAGCUCUUUUCAAAA